AUGUCGGCCCCACAACAAAUCGCAAACAUUACAGUUAACAUCUUCCUCAGCACUCUCCACCACAACCGCAAUAACCUCGACGGAAUCCUCGCACCAGACCAAACAUUCCGCUUUGGCAACGGCGAGAUCCGAUGGAGCCUCGUUAACAACGAGCCCCACGUGCAUAUCACGCUAGACUGCACUGGCGGUGUCUGCUGGACCUUCAACUGGUCGCCCAGAUAUGGUCAACGGAUUUUAGAACCUCGUCCAAGACUAGGUCCUGAGGAUGGUUUAAUACUGGCCGUCCAUAUGGAGAAUAUGGCGCAGGAUGAUAUUCUCUAUUUGAGUCAAACGCAGACGCCGAGUGGUGGAAUAAAGGAUGCGACGCUGAGGGUGAGCGGGUAUCAAAUUAAGUUUGUCAAAAGUGAUGUUCCUUUACUGUACUGA
Hymenoscyphus albidus is the source of this 426-nucleotide messenger RNA. The record is from the annotation of a GenBank genome assembly. NCBI's taxonomy places the organism in Eukaryota, Fungi, Ascomycota, Leotiomycetes, Helotiales, Helotiaceae.